AACGCCAGCCCGCUGCCGCCGAAGCUGACGAGGAAGAUGAAGAUGAUGGCGGUGAUGGAGGAGCAACGCUGAGUUCGCUCUUCUUAUUUUUCCUCUUCACUUGAUCAGAGCCUGGGGAAGACGACGAGCCUGCGACACCGACAUCCGCGGCGCAGAUUUAAGCGGACGCUUCAGGUCUCCUCCCCCACGUCUCUCACACCGAGAUGGGGAACGAGGCGAGCAUGGAGGGCGGCGGGCAGCCCGGUGAGCCCGGAGCCACCGGGAUGAUGGGUUCGGUGAUGCCUGGUGGACCCACGAGCGGGCCGAUGGCCGGACAGCACAUGAAGCCCGUCAACGGCUCGGCUGCUGGGGCCGGGAUGGGACUCGGAGGCCCCGGGAUGGGGAUGACAAGGGGUCCAAUGGGUCAGAUGGGCAGCCCAAAGCUAGGCAUGCAGCAAGGAGGAGGGAUGGCUGGGAUGGGAGGAGGAAUGGGAGGAGGGAUGGGUGGUAUGGGAGGAGGAAUGGGAGGAGGGAUGGGUGGUAUGGGAGGAAUGGGAGGAGGAGGCAUGGGAGGCGGUGGAAUGAGUGGUGGAGGGAUGGGAGGUGGCAUGGGUGGAGGAGGAAUGGGGGGUGGAGGGAUGGGAGGCGGAAUGGUAGGUGGACGAGGAGUAGGUAUGGGCUCUGGAGGAGGAAUUGGGUCCAGAGCUGGCGAACCUUAUCGCCUGGCCACUCAUGACACCCCAACCUCCCCCCGACACAUGCAGUCCGGUACGGGAUCCGGCAUGGGCCAGAGCACUGGAUCAAGUCAUGGGAUGGGCCAGUCUCAGGGUGGCUCAGCUAUGGGCGUCCACGGAGGCCAGAGUCCAGGUCAGCACGCCUCCCGGAAAAACCUCCAGGUGGACUUUGGCGGGUCAAGGACGGGCAGGUCUCCUUCUGCGUCCCCAGACCGUGGCAUCACACCGACCUCGCCCUACUCAGUGCCACAGAUUGCACCCAUGCCCAGCAGCAAAGUCUGCCCGGUGUGUACCACCACUGAGCUCUCCAACCCACCGGCUGUUCCUAACUACAACACCUGCACCCAGUGCAAGGCCACCGUGUGCAACCAGUGCGGCUUCAACCCGAACCCACACCUGACGGAGGUCCAGGAAUGGCUGUGCCUAAAUUGUCAGAUGCAGAGAGCUCUUGGCAUCGACAUGACCACGCCUCGCUCUAAGAGCCAGCAGCAGAUUCACUCACCGUCCCACCAAGCCAAACCUAUUGUCCAGCCUCAGCCGUCCCAGCAGCCAUCACAGCCAACGGCAGCAUCGCAGCCCAAACCUUUGGCCCAAAGUCAACCCGUACAGAAGCAGCAACAGCAUCAACCGCAGCAACAGCCACAACCACCACUGCAGCAACAACUACCAAGGCAGCAGCAACAACUUCCACCACAGCAGCAGCAGCUACCGCCGCAGCAGCAGCAGCUACCGCCGCAGCAGCAACAGCAGUAUCCCCAGUCCCAAACAUACGGUCAAAGUCAACUCUAUGGCCAGAAUCAACCAUACGGACAGAAUCAACCCUAUGGACAGAAUCAACCGUAUGACCAGAAUCAAUCAUACAAUCAGAAUCAACCCUACAACCAGAAUCAACCCUACGGCCAGAGUCAGCAGUACGGCCAGAAUCAACCCUUCUCACAGUCCCAGCCCUACACGCAACCCCAGCAGUAUCCCCAGCCCCAACAGUAUCCCCAGUCCCAACAGUAUUCUCAGUCCCAGCAGUACCCUCAAUCUCAACAGUAUCACCAGCCCCAGUCCUACCCCUCAUCCCAACCCGGCCCCCAGGUUCAGCCUCAUAGUUCGCCAGGUUUACAGAGACAGCAAGGCCCUGCGAGCCAGCAGAUGCAGACAGGGCUGUCUCAACAAGGAAUGAUGUCAGAUCCAUAUUCCCAGAAAGGACACGGCGCAUCAGGGAUGGGAGGCCCACCAGGAGGCGCCACACAACCAGGUGGCCCAAGGAUUCCACACCCUGGUGCUGUGCCCCUUCCUGGUUUGACCAAGGCACCUUCCCAACCUGAUUUGGGCAGGGGUUCUCCAAUGCACCAAUCUAUGGCCCGGCGUCAAGACCAAACAAGAAGUGCCGGCUCUUCCCCGGCCCACAAGCAGCAAAGCCAUGCCCCUCCACCUGCGCAGGAUGGCCUGACUAAGUUAUUUGGCUUUGGAGCAUCACUGUUAAAUCAGGCCAGUACUCUGAUAAAUGUUGACCCACUAUCCACGGCAUCCACCCAGCCUAGCCCUGCACGAGGCAAGGUGGUGUUCAGCAAUGCUACGCCGGACACCAAACAACAAAGUACUCCAGGAACCAAACCAUUCAGCAUGGGUGGCGGACAUGCUCCUACCCAAAUGGGGGGUCCUAGUGCACAGAGUCAAAUGGGAGGUGCCUAUCCACCAAGCCACAUGGGAGGUCCUCAUGCUCCUAGCCAAGUUUCUGGUACCCAGAUGGGGGGUCCUCGUGAUCCUAUCCAGGUUUCUGGUACCCAGAUGGGAGGUCCUCAUGCUCCUAGCCAAGUAUCGGCAGCCCAAAUGGGAGGUCCACAUGGGCCCGUUCAGAAGCAGCAACAGCAGACCACGCCACAAUCCCAAGGGACACCCCAACAGUCAGCGACUCACCAAAAGGUGCCGCAGCAGACGCAUGGACAGCAACAUCAGCAAUCUCCUGCACAGUCACAAACAAUACAGCCCAAGCCAGAACCAGUUUCUGCACCUGAGCCAGCUCCUGAGCCCCCCAAGCCAAAAGUGAAUUGUCCUUUGUGCAAGACUGAGCUGAACAUUGGAAGUUCGGACCCGCCAAACUACAACUCCUGCACGCAAUGUCAUAGCCAAGUGUGCAACCUGUGUGGAUUCAACCCCACGCCACAUCUGGUAGAGAAGAAAGAAUGGCUGUGUCUCAACUGCCAAACACAACGCCUCAUGUCGGGCGGCGGCCUUGACGACCCCCCAUUUCCUGUCCCUCAGCCGUCUCCCAAACACCAACCGAGCGGUUCGCCUCGUCACCAGCCGCCGACAAGUCAGCAAAGCCCGCUGCAUAAACCGACUGGCCAGCAAGGAAGCAAACCUUCCCCGACUCAGAAACCGAAGGCAGACACCGCUCUUAGUGGAGCGUUUGUGCCAACCGCUGCCAAACACCAAGCAGACUCCACCACUGUUCCGACCUCUGUCCCAACCACUGAGCAACAGAAAGAAACGAAAACCAUUGAGGAGAAGCCAAAGACUGAGCCGGACAGCCAAACCACCAAAGACACCAAACCCUCCCAGAAGAAAGGAGAGCAGAUCACACCAAUUAAAGAGAUUAAGAAGUCCAGGCACUAUGAUGAUACAAAAAACAACAGCACACACGACUUGUCCCGCAGCCCUCAGAGCCUCAGUGACACUGGUUAUUCUUCAGACGGCAUAUCCAGCUCCCAAAGUGAAAUCACUGGACUGAUCCAAGAGGAGGAGAUGAAGCUCAGUGAGAGGGGGAUCAUUGGAAGGGGGUCUCCGCCGAGUCCCUCGGAAAUCAAGAAGCUUGAAAGCUCCAUGAGGCCUCUGCUGGAGAAGAGCCUGUCUGAGGAGAAGCCGGACAGGAGAGGCAGGAAACACAGAGACCGGGACCUAGAUGACAGAGGGAAGCAGCGCCCACGCUCCUUGUCAAUACCUCCAGAUUCAUAUGAUUCUGACGAGGAACUUCAAGACAUUUUAGAAGAAGAAGAGGAUGGAGGAGAGUGGGAGGGCAAAAGAAAAGAAGGGAAAGAAGAGAAGAAGGAGAAAAAGAAGAAGGAAAAAGAAGUCGAUCAGACCGAAAUGACUGAUGAAGAAUUCAUGAGGAGACAGAUCAUGGAGAUGAGUGCUGAUGAAGAGAAUGAAGACGAGGAAGAGGAAAUGGAUGAAGAUGAGGAUGAGGAUGAAGGGUAUGGAUAUCAAAAGCCGAAGAAAAUGCACCAUAAGCACAUUUCUGAUACAGGAAAGGAGAAGAGACGGCUUCAGCAUCAUUCAAGCAGCUUUGAAGAAGAAACCAAGACCUCCACUGACGUCUACAAGGGCUCUGUGGAGGAAGGUGAGGAAGACGUCAUGUCAUCACAGGGUGGACUGAGGCGCUUCAAGACCAUUGAACUCAACAACACCAAUAGCUACAGCCGAGACAUGGAGCUGAGCAACGAAAAUGACCUGAGUCUCGACAGAGAACCCGAGCUAGAGAUGGAAAGUCUGACAGGUUCUCCUGAAGAACGUUCACUGGGUGACUACUCUUCAACUCUGCCGCCAACCUCUUCCUCAUAUGGCUCAGGUCAGUCUCCUACAUCCAUCUCAUCAAUGGAGGAAGACAGCGACAGCAGCCCUAGCAGGCGGCAAAGACUAGAAGAGGCUAAGCAGCAGAGGAAAGCUAGGCAUCGGUCUCAUGGUCCUCUGCUGCCGACUAUAGAAGAUUCCUCAGAGGAAGAUGAGUUGAGAGAGGAAGAAGAACUUCUGAGAGAGCAGGAAAAGAUGAGGGAGGUGGAGCAGCAGAGAAUAAGGAGUACAGCGAGGAAGACGAAGCGAGACAAGGAGGAGCUAAGGGCUCAGAGACGCAGAGAAAGGUCCAAGACCCCACCCAGUAAUCUGUCACCAAUCGAAGACGCAUCCCCGACGGAAGAGCUGAGACAGGCGGCAGAAAUGGAAGAGCUUCAUCGUUCCUCCGCUUCUGAAUACUCUCCUCAGAGUCUCGAUUCUGAAGCUGAGGGAUAUGAGUCCAAAAUUUACAAAUCCGGCAGUGAGUACAACCUUCCUACCUUCAUGUCGCUUUACUCACCAAUAGAGAAAACGACAACAACCACCACAACGGCACCAUCUUCCACGUCCAAACCACUCAAAAGUGCAGAGGAGGUGUACGAGGAGAUGAUGAGAAAAGCUGAGCUGCUUCAAAAACAACAGAAGCAGCAGCAACAGCAGCAGCAUGGGAGACAUGGUCAAUACUACGAUGAAGACAUCAACGGACAAGGCUAUGAUGAUGAAUAUGAAUAUGAACAAGACCAAACGGGAUACGACAAUGAAGCUGCAGAGAUAGAAACUGAUAUUUAUGAGGAGAUCCGUCAGACUUCUCAGAAUAUAACCAAGAUGCAGCUCGCUACAGAUGAACAAGUAGAGAUUGAAAUUGAGAGUUCCUACACAGACAAACAGCUCCUGGACACAGGUUCAGCUUUUGCGAAGCUACUUGAACAGAGCAAUGCUCUACUGACCCCUGGAACAAGCCCAACGCAGAUCUCAGCUCCUGUUUCGUUUGCCGAAAGUGGAAGGAUCCCUGAUGUCCGAGUGACACAGCACUUUUCGGCAAAAGACAGCCACAAGGACAGGUUUAAAAGCCAGGCAGGGAAGAAUGGGAUAACUCCAACAGUGGCUGCUACAACUAUCGCAGCGUAUGGUGUCUAUGCUCGAGAUGCAGUCACCAUUUCUCAAACAAGUACUAGCCACACUAUGACAUCUACUCAGUCGGGCAUAUAUGGUCGACACACUGGAAGUACCGCUACAUCUUCAGCCACUGUCUCCAGUGUCUGUAGCAAGAUUGCGGAGAUAACCCAGGCCUACAGUCAAAGAGAGGUGAUCACCAGAAGGGUUGGGGAGACUAGAGGCGGCCAAGCACGAGACAGCUCAACAUCAUCCGCUGAAAGAGUAACUGAACCUCGUUCUCCCAAGUACACUACUUACUACAGAAGUACAAGUCCUCCUCUCUCUCCAUCACCUCCACCUCAAAGCCCCACACGUUCCCCCUCCAGAAGAAAUACAGCUGAGUUUUCCACACAAACUUUCAAUUCAGCACUUCGAAUGGAGACUAGUGGCUCUGGGCCAACAUCCCCGGUGAUCGCUCAGGGAACCCAGACGUCACAUCGAUCAGUUUCCCCAAGGCUCUUCAGACAGCAGUCUUCACAAGACGCCCCAUACUCUCCACCUGGAAGCCCAGCCAGGCCAAUGACGGUGAACACAGCUACUUCACCUUUGUCUUCACCAACUCGCUUCAGCCGUCAGUCAACAUUUGACAGCUACUCCCCGUGUGGAAGCCCCCCAGACACACCACCUUACCAACAUUCCCCUACAAGGAGUUUCUAUCGCACGCAGAGGAUAGAGAAAGUAAAUGUUGGAACAAGUAUGGUCAGCACUGCCAGCACCUACACAAGAGGGUCCAUGUCGAUGGAUAACAUCUCCCUUUGCCGUAUUUCUACAGUCCCAGGCACUUCUCGAGUAGAGCAGGGUCACAUGAUCCAAGGUGGAAGUGUGGUUGAUCUCAGGACGAUUGCGAAAUCAACACCAAUUAUCAUGACAGAUCAAGGGAUGGAUCUCACCUCCCUGGCUACUGAAUGUCGCCGAUACCAUGGUGUGUCAGAGGGAGGUCGGCAUUCAACUGUAAUACAGCCACUGAUCAUGAACUUGAAUACCCAGGAGACCACAACACCAACCACUGUGAGUGUCACUGUGGCCGCGUCCAUGUUUAUGACUCAGCCUCGAAAGCCCACAGUUUACGGUGACCCACAUCAAAAUCAAAUCGAUCUUGGUCAAGGCAUGGGAUCAGCCAUAUGCUAUUCCCAGCAUAAGCCCCCUUUGUCACCGCCAACAGAUCCAUCAAUCCCCAAAAUCGAUGCUAAACUCGAAGACCUCAGUAUUCAACAAAAGGAGUUACAAAAACAGCAGGAGAAGCUGCAAAUGCAACAGGAGAUUCUUGAACAACAGUUGCAGCAACACCAUCAGCUGCAACACCAACAUCAACAGGCCUCUGCUUUGGCCAGAUUCAAUCUCACAGGCCAGAUAUCACCAAUUAUGAAAAAAGACUUACUCGUGAGCCAGACUAGCUCUGCCUCUGCUGUAGUCAGCGCUGUAUCCCCUGUUGUUAACACUGAAAUGUAUGGCUCUGGUCCAGUUGAGCUAAAAGGCAAAGCAAGUCCUCCAGGCUUGAUUGCUGGAGUACAACCCCCUCAUAGCAUGGUAGUACAGAUGAAUGGAGGACCAGAACAGCCAAGGGCAGUCACCCAGUUGGUGAAGGUAGAACAAGGACAGGACGCUAUGGAUCUUGCGGGUGGUCAGAUUAAACCUGAGAACCAGCCAGCCUGCUGUGAUGUAGUUUACAGACUUCCAUUUGGUGGUAGUUGCGUUGGAGAAUCUGAGAAAGAAGGCAUAAGGCCACCAUCAGCUCCCCCGCUUACGUAUGAGUCUGACCCAGAAAGAUCUGGACGCUACCAUGAGUAUCCAAUGGAUGCAAGGAAAGCCUAUACAUUGCCCUACCCAGGAAGACUACAGCCUUCAAUGUCUGACACAAACCUGGCUGAUGCUGGACUUCAUACAUAUAGCAAAGUAGAUCCUCAUUUCCAGCCGCCAGGGGAACAAUCUGUGGACAUCACUGCUAUGAAACAGGGCUACGGUGGAUACAUGGGAAUGCAGUACGGUUCAUAUACUGAUCUGAGGCAUGGUGGGGACAUUGCAGCCCAAACGCUGCCUAUUAGGAGAUACAACUCAUUGUCUAACAUCAGUUCUGACUAUGGUUACACAGCACGGGAAAUUGCCAGCUUCCAAGAAGCCAACUUGGCUCAAUAUAGCGCCACAACUGCAAGGGAAAUCAGUCGCAUGUGUGCAGCACUCAACUCUAUGGAUCGAUAUGGAAGCAACCCAGAUUUGAUGCAGUUCGGAAGCUUGGGAAGGGGAACGAGUCCAGCUACGUCUAGACUUGCCGCUGGUCUUGGCAUGAGACCAAACUUACUCUUUGGAUUAGAUGGGAAACCAAUUUCACACAGCCAAGCUUUGACCAACCUUAUCAAUGCCAGACAGGCUAGUCUCAGAGCAAUGUACCCUGCAGCCAUUCGAUCAGCUGACGGUAUGAUCUAUUCCACGAUACAGACACCCAUCGCUUCUACGCUACCAAUCACAACCCAACCUGCUUCUGUGAUCCGACCUAUUCUCAGGGGUGUCUAUAGACCGUUCCCGUCACCUAACAUGACUCCAGUGCCCCUAUCGAGUCUAACCAGACUACCGGUGGGCCCAAGGGUAACCUUAUCAGGACAAGCACCAGUGCGCUACCCAGCACCUGGUCUGCUACAAACAACAUCAGCGACUAUCACUUCCGCUGCAGUCACAAUGUCUAUUCCAGCGAGCACCUCAGUGACUGUAUCUUUGACGUCUUCUUCAGUCCAGGACGAACCAGUCUAUCUAGGCAAGGGUGCCACUGUGACCUCUGCCGAGACCUCAGCAGUACAGGGAACGCUUGUGAUUCCAACAGAUCCACAACAGCAACCCAUCAACCUGUCUCAAGCACAUUUACAGCAACAAAAGCAGGCUACCAGUGCACAGGAGCAGCAAGUGCCCCCUCCAGGAGCUCAUGCCUAUGCACCGAUGACUCAGUCACAAUCCCUUGGCUUUGCCCAGCCUUCAGUGACUGAUCCCACUGGCGGUUUACCCAUUCAAGGAGGUCUGCCACCCUUCCCUCCACCGGGUGCUGUACACAAAGAGGGUGAGACGGAGGCAGAGAGAUUGCAUCGGCAGCAAGAACAGCUUCUGCAGAUGGAAAGAGAACGAGUGGAGCUGGAGAAAAUCAGACAACUGCGGCUUCAGGAGGAGCUGGAGAGGGAAAGGAUUGAGUUGAAGCUCCACAGAGAGAAGGAGCAGAUGUUGGUUCAGAGAGAAUUACAGGAGCUGCAGACCAUCAAGGAACAGGUUCUGCAUCAGCAGCAGCAAGAGCGUGAGAAACAACUCGUAGUCCAACGGGAACAGCUGGCCCAACAGAAAUCCCAACUGGACCAGAUCCAGUCUUUGCAACACCAACUUCAGCAGCAGCUUGAAGAACAGAAAAGGCAAAAAACAGCUGCAGCUCAGAGCUUGCAGAUGGAUGGGCAGCCCGUGCAUCCUUACAUCGACGCCCAAAUGGGUUCCCGUUCCCUCCCUAACUCCUCCUCCGAGAUGUGUCUGAGGACCCAGGAUGAGCAUGUGGAGACCAGGAACAACAUGAGGAAACACAGUUCCAUGACCAGGCUGAGCAGAGACAGCUUGGAUGGUGACGGUGUGGUGUUCUACGGCUCCCCCCGCAGGAUCGUUGAUAGCUCGGUGCAAACGGAUGAUGAGGAUGGGGAGGAGAGGUACAUGAUGCGGCAUCGAACCAGGAGGCGUGGUCGCAGUGUUGACUGCUCUGUUCAGACGGAUGAUGACGAAGACAAGGCAGAGACAGGUCAACCUGUGCGACGACGGCGAUCACGGUUCUCACGCCAUGCAGAGUCGUCGAGCAGCCACGCUGCCUCCAAUGCCACAGGAGCGACCGAGUCCAAAACGGACUCGUCCAAGAUGGUCUCCUCCAGUAUAGCCAUCCAAACACUCCGAGAAAUGUCCUGUCAGACAGAGGUGGAGCAUCUAGGGAGAGUUUCUCCAGUUAUUCAUGUGACAGUUCCGGACCCCAGCAAAGUGGAGAUUGUACACUACAUUUCAGGACCUGAGCGAACCCAAAAAGGCCAGUCCCUGGCAUGCCAGACUGACCCAGAGGCCCAGUCACAAGGUGUUGUGGCACCUCAGCUGAGCGUUCCAACCACAGUUAGUCCAUAUUCCUCUUCUAACAGCAUGCAACAGUCUGCUGAUAUGAACCAGCAGCGACAACAGCGACAGCAGCAGCAACAGCGACGCCGGCCAGACCCACUGGACAUCAACUACCAACCUCACAACCACAUUCACAAUGAGUCGGUCUCGAGCAUCAUACGGCAGCAACAAGGUGCCCCCAAAUCUCCGCAGGUUCUCUACUCGCCAGUCUCGCCAGUGUCUCCUCAUCGUCUGCUGGAGACUUCUCUUUCCAGCGAGAGGUUAAACAAGGCCCAUGUCACGCCCCAACAGAAGUCAUACACAGCCGAGUCACCCCAGCGACACCCAUCAAUGCCCCGACCCAUCAAGAGCACCCAGAGGUCCAUGUCGGACCCCAAGCCUCUAAGCCCCACCACAGAUGAGCACACGAAGGCCAGGUUGGCCUUGUAUCAACAGCAAGCGCUUCAAAACCAGCUGGCGGCCCUCCAGCAGAGCUCACUGCUCCGUAAGGUCAAGAGAACCCUGCCAAGCCCACCUCCAGAGGAGACUGCAACAUCCGUUCACCUGCCGAUGAUGACACCGGCACUGCAACAGGUCUACUUGCCCUCCGUGCCCAGCCUCAAGCCCACCUCUAGGUCUGGCUUGGCUGCCAAAGCCAGCCUCCUCAAGGACCUCACCCAUGAGCUGAAGGCCGUGGAGCAAGAAUCAACGAAACUGAGAAAACAACAAGCGGAACUCGAGGAAGAAGAGAAAGAGAUUGACGCAAAACUGAGAUACUUAGAGCUGGGCAUCCACCAAAGAAAAGAGACGCUGGUGAAAGAGAGGGAACGAAGGGAUAUUGCGUAUUUGAGAUGCAUGGGAGACACUAGGGACUACAUGUCUGACAGUGAGUUAAACAACCUGCGUCUUGCUGCGGCAGCAGCAUCACAUGAAACAAACGGGCUACUGACUACAAGACCAAGCACCGCUCCUUUAAGUCAAUUUCCAAGUGACAUCAACACAGCUGCCCAGUACCCCCCAACAUCAUCUUUCCUUUCCUGUCAGUAUCCUCAUAGCCAAGCUGCAGCACAAACUCAAUCAACUUUACCUUACCAGUCCUCAACCUUUAACCAGCCCCCUUAUCCAACAGUGUCUCAAUCCCAAGCACUGCCACAGCCCACUCCUCUUCAGAGCCAUAGUCACACCCCCGGACCAUCCUAUCAGUCUCAAACCUCCUACACCUCUCACACCUAUCCCCAGACUCAGCCCCCAUACCCCCAGACAGACAUCGGGAUACCAGCUGCACCUCAGUCUCAGCCCCAACCAGGGCAUACAGGCUUUGGACCUGCACCGCCUGGUCAACCUCCUUACCCCACCCACAGCUCACCCUAUCCUAGCGCCGUGUCCUCCUACCCCAGCCAGACCACGCCAUACCCUGGGCAAUCCCAGGCAGAUAUUUUGACAGUCCACCCUGGAAGACCCAGGCAGACCACCCUUGCUGACUUGGAGCAUAAGAUACCCACCAACUAUGAGACGAUCAGCAACCCCACAGUUGUGGUCACGACAACAGCACAGGACGCCACCUACUCAAGUGGAGCUCCCUCUUAUGGUCAGUACAGCGCUUCAACAACAAUGGCAAGCUCUUAUGGGCCAUAUGGAUCCGCACCGGUGUCAAGUAGUUAUGGUGGGUACUCCUCAAUGCCCCCGACAACGUAUGGUCCAUAUACGUCUACGCCAGCGAGUUCAUAUGGACAAUACACAACAACAACUGCUAAUGCUUAUGGCUAUACAACAACAACGGCCAGCUCAUAUGGACAGUACACAGUUUCCAAUGCAUAUGGACAUUCAGUAGAUAGUCCCUCCACGUACAGCACAGCAGAUGGGAUGUAUGGAUCUCCUGGCUUAGAGCAAAACAUUCCAAGGAACUACAUGAUGAUCGAUGAUGUCAGCGAGCUGACGGCAAAAGAUGGGCUGGGCACGACAGCAGGGGACAUGAUGCACCAUGGCGGUACCGGGCGUUACCCAGGUGACAUCCAUGGCCACAGCAGCACCAUUGGCGGUACAACACGUGGUGGAACUGGCAGCUCCUCGUACGGCAGGGCACCCGAGGAAGAGCCAGCGAUGCAAGAAGAAUUGUACGACCACCAUGGCAGGGGUAAGAGCAGCUACAGACACGGACCUCUAGGGGGCAGCAGCAGCAGCGUGAGCAGUAGCUUGGGUGGGGGAUCCCCCUAUUAUUAUGACUUCGACUACAAACAUGGCAGCCUCCGCUCUGGGGUACAGAAACCUUCAUCGUCCACUAGAGGCCUUCUGGCUCCCGCCGUCAUGUCGUCGAAGCGCAGCAAACACAGAAAAUGGGGGAGUAUGGAGCAGAAAAUCUCCAAGUUUUCUCCUAUAGAAGAGGCUCGAGACGUGGAGGCAGACUUGGCCUCCUAUUCAAGCAUUGCUGGUGGGGCUUACCACUCCGCCAACAUUCGAGGACGUCAGCUUAUUGAGGAUUAUGGCUUCAAGAGGAGUACUUACGAGGCCGGCAGUGCCAGUACCCCCGUUAGUCGAUACUACGGAUCAAUGGGGGAAGACGAUCGAAUAUACUACUCGUCCACUGGUCGCUCUCGUUCCACUGGCUAUGGCAUGGACAAGAUCUCAUCUAGGGACUACUCUGGGUACCGCAGCCGAUCUUAUGAGAGGGAUGACCGCUCCUACAGAUCUGGAUACAGCAGGGGGCGCCACCCCACCCGGCAGUACUCUGAAGAGGAGAGCCCACUCAGUCCAAUGGGGAGGUUCAUGCGUUCUGGGCGAUCAUCAAGUUUAGGUCCCGACCCAUAUGACAACCGCAGCAGUAGAUAUCAAUACUAUUACGGCCAAUAUGGUUCCAGCCAUUCUCUGCCAGAUGUACAAGACCACAUACGGGACCUUCCUCGGACGCAUGUCUACAAGACGGAAGACACAUACUUAAUAGACGAUUAUCAUUGUGCUGUUUCAGACAGCGAAGCCUACCAUCUUGGCCAGGAGGAGACCGACUGGUUUGAGAAGCCACGUUCCAGCUCUAGACACUAUGGCAGCAGCCAUUCGAGUGGGAGGAGCCGCCAUGGUGUUAAACACACCUAUCACGAUUAUGAUGAACCCCCUGAGGAAGACCUUUGGCCCCAGGAUGAGUACGGUCACAGUGGGCGGCACUCCACGUCACGUGACCACCGGCAUCACGGCAGCUCUAGCCGACACUCUUCCUCAUCCCGUCAUUCUGAUGAGCCAAGGUCCUCUAGGUCUUCCAAGGGGCACCCAAAGGACCCCUCAAUGCGGCAUGAGACCUCAGGCCGAUCAUCCUCAUCAGGAAGGCGUGGAGAAUCGAGGUCUGGGAGUUACCAUUCCUCAGAAUACUCCAGAGAUCCUUCCGGGCACCAUCAUGGCCAACGGUCCUCCAGACAAGGGGACCCCCACCGGUCCUCACGCAGUAAAUCCCAGCAGCAGGUGGACAUGCAGGGACAACCAGGCUCCUCUAGGACCGGGAGUUCUUCAAGGGGUCAGGGCCAAAGCGGUGGUCCUGCAGGAUCAGGGCGCCAGGGAGGUCCUGGCUCCCAGACAGACGGGACACAGGGACAGAGGACACAGCUUCAACAACAGGCUCAGACUUCAGCUACCCGACCGGGACAGCCAGGUGCCACAACCACCACCGGCCCACUGCAGCAACAGCCCACAACACAAGGACCAGGCAUGGGCAUGGGGAUGGGGAUGAGUCAGAACCAAAACAAACCAGGACAGAUGGGAUCCACAGGGGGCCCUAUGGGCCAAGCAAGGCAGCCGGGUCAAAUGGGACCCACGUCUACACCCAUGACAAAGAUCGAGACCCCUCCGGUAACAGCCAUUGGAGCAAAAGCUGCCACAAUAAAACCAGGCCAGCCGCCGCUCACAGGAAUAGGCUCCAAGGCUGCUCCUCGACCCGGAGGUAUCGGUAGCGCAGCAGCGGGUCAGCCCGGAAUGGAAGGAGAAGGCAUGCUGUCUAAAAUCCUGCCCGGUGGAGCUGCUGAGCAAGCUGGAAAGCUAGGAGAAGCCAUCUCCGGUUUCGGCAAGAAGUUCACCUCUUUCUUUUAAAAAGUGACCACGAAUUGAGACUUGAUAUCUUCAGGAUUUUGUACCAGAAAAACCUGUGAAGUUCCUUUUUUGGCUCGAUAUUAUCCAUGAAAGCGAGGAAGAGAGAGAAAGGAGAGGGAAACAGAAGGUGGAGUCAAGGACACUGCCAACACGGACUGUGAUCCUCUGGAUGCUUCAUGUUACAGGCCAGAGAGACCCCACCGCUCUCUCCGGCAGACAGACAAUCAUUCCAUGCCAACUAGCAUCAUCACAAGGACUUCUCCAUCUGACCAUCAUCUACAGCCAAAGAUUCGGAGUGCAGCCUCCAACUGAGUGUGGUGGAGCAGAAGGAGGAGCUUCUUCCAGUCCUCUAGGGGGAGCUCUACCAACACCAUCACAGAUCAAUUGUGUUCCACCCUCAAGGAAUACAAGCCCAAUGCAUGCAACAGUGGUGGGUUACUCACCGGCAGGAGGCGUGAUGGAAUCCUCUGUGUCACAGUCCUGAACUCAAACUUGAAUCCUCUCUUCUCCUCACUUUCUCCCUUUUAUGAAAAAUGUAGAAAAGGAACUUUAACCUGCUGAAUAAGUGCAGGAUUUUCUGGUACUAAAGACCUUCUCUUCCGGGAAGAAUUGAAUGAUUCAACUGCCACACAGUGCACAGAGAACUUGUGUCCACGUGUGUCUCUAUCGACAUUCCGGGUCGGACCGUCAGCUUCCACACUUCAAAUCCCCAAGAGUCUUCAAGAGCGCAGAGAAGGCGGGAUAAUGGAUGGGACUUCAUAUCUAAGACCUUACACUGUUCAUCAACAGAGGCCAUAAAGACAAUUGCGUCUUUGCUCAAAGGCUUCAACAGGAGAGCGAUUCCCAAAGUGUCACUUGGGGAUCAAGGAGCCUUUUGUGAAAGGGAAAUGUCGAGGCGUGUUCCGAUGUGCUCGAGUUCAGCCAUUACAAAGCCAUGAAGACAACGUGUACUUACAGCACUUGUUGUGAAGAUAAUAACUCCGACUGCACGAUAAUUGGUAUUUCUCACAAUGUUGUCCAUUGUGUUUUUAAUUUAUUGUGCUUCAGUUACAGUUUACAAUACUCGCCUUAAAUGUUUUCUUUUAAAGUAAAGAUGACUUAUUUUUAUCGUGCCACACCUUUUUUAUGUAUCAGCAGUGAGAAUAUUUAUAUUUUUUAUAUGUUACUUAUUUUAGUUUUAUAUUUAUUUAGUCCAUUUUUUGUUACAGUCGUCAUCAUCGAUCUAUUACAGAAGCAAUAGACACAGGUAGGAGAGUAAAGAGCACAAUGUUGUGUCAUGUUAAAUGUUGAUAGAAACACUGUCUCCCUAACUUAAUACUACUAUAGAUGGCUCGUGGAAGCUGUAAACACUAAUUUGGUCCCAAGUCAGAUCUUCCCUAACCAUGACUGAGACAUCUUCCUGGUCGCAUCUGGGCGCACGGGAGGACAGCAGAGAGGCACUGAAAACAGCCGACCAGUGCACCGCUGAAACAGACCUGGACUGUCAUUACCUGCAGGGGUUGGGUUCAGACUUUCAAAGAAGGACAUGAAGUGUGACUCUGCAAAUACGACCCUUAACACACCAGAGCAUGUGUCUUCACUCAGAAACGUGCACAGCACACACGCCAAAGCACACUUGGUGUCAAAAAGAAAGCAAAAGAAAUCCAUGUGACUGUGGAUUCAAAAGUCACUCGCCUUUUUUUUAUCUUUUCGUUUUGUACCAUGGCGACGUUCCCGGCCUGCAACCCGACCCUUGAACCUCUCAGACUGUCAGUUGUCAAGGAAACUUCUCAGGUCAGUGUUCUCCCUGCUGUCGCUCCUGCAGUGCAUUGUGGGAUCUGCAGUUCUCCAAAAGAAAAAAAAAAGAAAUACUGUCAGGCCAAACAGUUCGAGGCCUUCAGCGAAAUCAACCAACUUCUGCUGUAUAUUGUCUGUGUGAACGCUCGCUGGGAACCUUCGCAUGCUGCCCGGCGCAGAAAAAACCUCAGUCACCUCUAUAUUGUUCCUAAUGUUUGUAUGUACAGAUUGUGUGUAUGUGAGUGUAUGGGGCAAGGGGGGUAGUGUGUGUGUAUUUAAUAAUCUUCAUCUAAUGUGGAAAAAGAAAACAAGACGUGUUCCACCACGACUAAUAGAAAGGCGACCUCUCAUCUCCAGUCGUUCUAUGCAAUGAAUCACAUUCGGAAAAGAAGUGGAAGGCGACGGACACAUUAGUUACCGUGAAGAUUCACAUUGCAUCAUUCCGCAUUUUUGUGAUUUUUGUACAAUGUGUGAAUUAUAGGUCACCUGGAGGUCUGAGAGUUGGCAUGUUACCUGGCAUGUUGGUCCCCUCUUUCCCCUGGGAAAGCUAGACAGAAAGACAGUCCUAUCCUUCCUCAAAAGAUCACCAAGAAGUUUUCGUUGUACGGAGUCGAGAUUGUAUUGAUCGAAGGUGAAAUGCCAACCGCGCCGCUUUCCAGAAGAGAACGUUAUGAAAUAUACAUGCUAUCAUUUGCAUCACAAAGGAGGCUAACUGCUUGUGUUAACCUCCUUAAAGAGUAUAUUUAAACUGAAAUCAGGUUUAAGAAAGAGGAAGAAAUUUGAGGUCAACUCCCGGGCCGGGUUUUUGACAGCGGUUUAUUUGGUGUUUUGAACGCAGCACACACACUUAUCAGGAGGGUAAGACUUGCUGUUAAUAGUCUAUAUAACAAUUCAUUCAACCACCAACAAUUUAAGAAGGAGAUCAGAUGAAAAAAUAUAUAUCUAUAUCUAUAUGUUGUAACAUAAACUAGGUUAAUUCAGAUUUGAUGAUAGCUCUGGAGUAAAAAGAGGCCCUUUUUCUUUAUAUUUUUCUGGAAAUAAAGUGAAUGUCCGCAUCAUAGAUUAUCAUUAUGAAUUGUGUUAAAGAGUAUAAAUAUUAUCAUUUAUAUAGAUCUAAAAAUGAGAGCACACAAGGUAUUCCAGAUCUAAUUUUUCUAAGCGUGAAUGUCAAUACAUGAUUUUAGAGGUUCAUUUCUUUGAUCCCAAAAUGAAGCAAGCAGAUGGAUAAAUAUCUAUAUUUUUUGUGAUGCAUUUGUUGACUAUUUAAGAGUUUAUUUUAUCAUGAAAAGUGAGGUUUUAAUCAGUGCUAAAGAGUUAUAACAAAGAUUUAUUAAGAGGUGCAAUACACUAGACUCUUACAUACAGGUUUCAUUAAGAGACGCACGCGAGUCAGGUUUUUACACGGUACAUUAAGAUUGAGAAAAUAAGAAAUUAAAUCGACUGCAACUUUAGUAUUUUGGAAGUAGUGAGUCAUAAAUAUGGAUAUUUCGGCCUCACGAAUCCACAGAGAAAUAGAGAAUCAUAUUAAUUCUAAAGGAGCAAUAAGUGAACUUUCAACUGGAACAAUAAUCAAGAAGUAAUAACACAACGCUCCUGCUGGUAUAUCUAUCUAUCUAUAUAUAAUAUGCAUCAGAGCAAGGGCUUGCAACUGAAGUUAAAAGCCAUUUUGUGUUUAAUGACUCAAGUUGAACAGUGAUUAGAAAAGCAAUUGUUUGUGGCAGAAGCACAAAGAUAUUGAAAAGACGUUUUUUGUCAAUGUUACAUGUUUAUUUAACAUGAAAAAAACUGAAGGUCCAGCAAUAUUUGUGAUUUACUUAUCUGAAAUUGGUGUUUAUUGUGCUAAAAAACAUAAUGUGCAGCUUCCUAAAGCCGCUGAGAAUACGAGUCCACUUGAGUUUGUAGUUAUUCCAAGUCAAUAUUUUCACGUUUAUGGCCCCUUUUAUGUUAAUUUUAAGGUGUUUUUGGUCAAUAUAGACACACUAUACAAUCAAGAAAAUUUGCUGAUAGAUAUUAAUUCCAAUAAUCUGUAAUUGAUUUAUAAUGGAAGCGAUACUGAAAGAGUAGACAGAUGUAAAAUGGUCCACCUGUAAUGAAUCAACAAAUGCAUGAUCUCCACUGCUCCUCCAUCUGGAGCGGACGGGCUGCCAGCAAGUGUAAAUACCAGAGUAGGAUCCUUGCUAAAAAGGUUCUGAACAACACAUAGUUCGGAGAUUUAUGAACAAACAUCUCAACACUUGACAACGUAGUGUACUGUGGUUGGCUCGUGCCGAAGGUUAAUAAAGAAUGGAGAUAUAUUUAGAAACAUAUAGAUUCCAUGGAGUACAUGUUGUGUUUGUAUAAUGGAAUGGCAUAUACAUAUACAAAAACAGUUUAUUUUGCUUCCAUGCAGCAUUUCCAUCCGGUUGGGCAGAUUGUUGGAGAAUAAGCGUGAGAGGAUAAAUUGAACAGACGUGUAAAAAAAUAAAAACCACACUGAAUGGGUGAAUAUACUGCAAAAAAAAAAGAGCCGAAAAACAAUGACAAAAACGUUCCAUUCACUGUUGUAAGUGCAAUGAUCUAAACUUCCUGUUUCCCCAUUGUAAAACCUUGUGUAUGUUUCUGUGUAUUCCUCCUGUAAAUGGGUGUAGUAGACCUGGUGCAUCAUGCCAUGUAAUGUGAUGAAUGAUAAAUUAUGACCUUACAAUACAUUUCAAUCAGGAAAAAUAAAUAAAAUAAAGGAAAAUAUAUGGUACAUCAGCUGAGCUUCACCUCUUUCGCUUCAGGUUUUAAUUUCUUGGUCCAUGUGACUGAUAUAGGUAAGUGAAAGAUUAAACCUGUACUAAAAUUGGAAAUAUACCCCACUUAUAUUAUACUUAAAUAGUUUGCAUCAACAUGACAGUUGAGAACCUACCAUUGCUUCAAUGGCACAUCAAACGCCAACGGUUUCAUCAUGAUCAAUUGGAAAUUCAGUGACAUCUGCUGGUGACUUUAAAGAUUGUAAUCGUGUUGUUACAGGUUCUCAUUCACCGACAACUGUGAUUCUCAAGUGGCGAGUGGGACCCAAAAGUGGGUGGUGGAAAAUAACACUUUUAUUGCAUUAAACAAUGUUAAAUUUGUUUUAUUGUGUUGUAUGUGAGGUUCAAAAUAUUGCUUUUCUUGUCAUCUUUAUUUUUUCAUUCACUCAUUUGGGUCAAGUCCUGUCACUAGUGCCCCAAAGCCAGUCCACUUGAGAACCACAAGGAAUUGAAGCUGAAUGGGUUCCUGAAAUAUUAGCUCAAAAUACCCACUAUCGUUGUCAGUUCCUCCAUGAUUCACCAGCUUUCCUGAGAUGACAAAUAAAAUCUGCUUGUUACUGUGGACCUUUCCUCACCUCCAUGUUCAUAUACAUGAGGUCUUUUAGGCUGAAAGAUCAUCAUCCGAGAUGUCUCAGGAACAACUACUCUCAACUGCA
Messenger RNA from Synchiropus splendidus (mandarinfish), 18774 nucleotides. RefSeq names its product bassoon presynaptic cytomatrix protein a (gene bsna). The transcript has 17 exons. Gene Ontology annotation, cellular component: axon; glutamatergic synapse; GABA-ergic synapse. Gene Ontology annotation, molecular function: metal ion binding; structural constituent of presynaptic active zone. The record is from RefSeq and is a predicted model, not a curated record. Gene Ontology annotation, biological process: protein localization to synapse; presynaptic active zone assembly. Lineage: Eukaryota; Metazoa; Chordata; Actinopteri; Syngnathiformes; Callionymidae. Bases 204 to 13568 code for a protein of 4454 amino acids.